Chenopodium quinoa (quinoa) is the source of this 981-nucleotide messenger RNA. Its product is annotated as F-box protein CPR30-like. The transcript has 3 exons. The record is from RefSeq and is a predicted model, not a curated record. NCBI's taxonomy places the organism in Eukaryota, Viridiplantae, Streptophyta, Magnoliopsida, Caryophyllales, Amaranthaceae. The coding region runs from base 1 to 981 and encodes 326 amino acids.
AUGGCUGAUAAUCCUUCUUUGCUUCCUUCAGAGCAACCCCCUGAGAUCCUCCAAAGUCAUAUGGAAAUGGAGAUGAAGAAGUUAAAGAAGAUUGAUUGUCUUCUUUUGGAACUACUUUUUGAGAUACUCUCAUAUCUGCCCGUUAAAUCUCUGUUGCGUUUCAUGUGUUUUCCAAGUCAUUUUGGAUCAUGCAACGGCUUAGUAUGCUUGUUAUGUCAAGCUGAUGAUGUUAUGCUUCUCAAUCCUGCCACCCGAGCCUGCAAAAACUUGCUAAAAGUCAAGUUGACAAAUAAGUACAUGCAAUUGUGUACUCCUCUAGGAUUUGGAUAUGAUUGCAUUACCAAUGAUUAUAAGGUUUUAAGGUGUGCAAGAUUGCGGAUGCCUAAUGCUGGAAUACCUGAAUGGGAAACUCUUCUCUAUAGUUUUAGAAGUAAUUCUUGGGUAAUCAUUCAGAAACCCCCUUGGAGUUGGGAGACUGUAAGAUUAUCCCCUGGUAUUGUGGCUAACAAUUCUUUGCACUGGAUGGAUCAUGAGCGUAAAAAGAUAAAAUGUUUCGAUCUUUUCUCCCAAAGGUAUUAUGAGAUACCUCUUCAUGAGAAAAUUAGUCCUGGCAAUUCAUCUAAUUUGUGUGUUUUAAGAGGACAGUUGUGUAUAGUAACAACAUUUUAUUUUGAUACAUGGAUACUAAAGGAGUAUGGUGUGCAUGAUUCUUGGACUCGACUGUUUCACUGUCCUUCUGGGGAGUGGAGCAGGUUAUACAACUCCUUCUCUAGUUGGCAUACGGGCCUCAGUGUUGCUUGCUCGAAGGACGGAAGCAAAAUUCUAGUAGCGCUGCGGGGAGAUCCACCGAACUUCAUUUGCUGUGAUCUAAAAUCAAAGAAAGUUGUGAAGAUUCUAAUCCCAGGCUUACCGCCCCAAUGUCCCUUUAUACUCCCAUGGGUGGAAUCUCUUGUACCCUUGCCAGAUGAUGUGAUGAACUAA